AGUUCGGGAGAUUGUUCAUGUUACAUCAGAUAGGCGAAUGCCAUGAUUGUGCAGUCAGGGACUCAGGGGAGGGUCGCAACGGAGCGGAUGGGAGCGGAUGGCAUCAGAGACGCAAAGAAGGAUAAAGAGGGCGUCAACGGCCGCUGCUUUGGCCUCGGGCUCUCUCUCUUGCGCCUCAGCAACCGACACACAGUCAGCUCAAGCUUCUGGUCUAUCUUUCAUCGCCACACGGCGUAGGACCAAUCACACUCAUUAAAUCAUCUCUUUGCAUAUCCUUCCAUCAUGCACUUCAAGUUGAUAGCCUCGUCGUGGGCCUCUUUGGCCCUCCUGGCUGCCGUUCAGGCUGCUUCGCAGACGUGCGACAUUGUCAACAACCAGCGGGCCAGCAUCCAGUCCUUGUCUAAGAAUGACGGUGACUACAAGACAGAACAGGACCACUACUGGUCCACGGCCUGUGGCGAUCUCAAGCCGUCGUGCAUCCUGAAGCCCAAGGACGCGCAGGAGCUGUCGUUUAUCAUGCAGACCCUGCAGGCUAACAACGAGACCUUUGCCGUCAAGUCGGGCGGCCACAACCCAAACAACUACUUUGCAAGUGUCCAGGACGGCCCUCUCAUCUCCACCACGGCCCUGAACCCCGGGGUCGUGUACAACGCCGAGAACAACACCGUCACCGUUGGCCCCGGUAACCGUUGGGACGACGUCAUGGGUGCCCUCGACGGCAAGAACGUCACCGUCGUCGGCGGCCGCAUCGGCAACGUGGGCGUGGGCGGCUACCUCCUGGGCGGCGGCCUCGGCUUCCUCAGCACGCAGUACGGCUGGGCGGCCAACCAGAUCGUCGAGGCCGAGGUGGUGCUGGCCAACGGCACCAUCGUCACGGCGUCGGAGUCGGCCAACCCGCAGCUCCUCAUGGCCCUGCGCGGCGGCGGCAACAACUUUGGCAUCGUGACAAAGUUCGUCCUCAAGGCCUACCCGAUCGGCCAGGUCUGGGGCGGCAACAUGGUGUUUGGCGCGUCCAAGACGGACGAGAUCCUGGCUGCCGUCCGGGACUUUACCGAGAACUACGACAAGUACCCCAAGGCCGCCAUCAUCGCCACGGCCGAGCUCACGGCCCUCAACGCCGCCAAGAUCUGGACGCUCUUCCUUUUCUACGACGGCGAGUCUCCCCCCGCCGGCAUCUUUGACAAAUUCCUCGCCGCCAAGCCCACCAUCAACAACUGCAAGUCCCGGUCCUACGCCGACCUCCUGUCGUACAACAACUGGGCCGUCCUGCACGGGUCGCGCUACGUCAUCGCCACCGAGACGACCCCUCUCCCCUCGGCGGCCGACGGCCAGCGCGUCAUGCGCUCCUACUACGACCACUGGUUCAAGACGUCCGAGCCGCGGGCCAUCACCCCGGGCAGCGUGGCGUCGAUGGCGUUCCAGCCCAUCCCCAAGAGCAUGGCGCGGAUCGCGCGCGACAAGGGCGGCGACCUGAUCGACCUGGACGACUCGACGGACCGCAUCAUCUUUGAGUUCAACUACUCGUACUGGUUCAGCAUCAGCGACAAGAACGUCGCCUCCACGACGGCCACGCUCGUCGACGGCAUGAAGAGCCUGGUCGACGGCUACGUCGCCGACGGCACCCUGCCCGACGCCUACAGGCCGCUCUUCAUGAACGACGCCCACCACACCCAGGACUACUGGGGUCGCCUGCGGCCGGAGAAGAGGCAGCUCGCCGCCGACGUCCGCGCGCAGGUGGACCCGCAAAACAUCUUUGCCCAGCGCACGGGCGGCAUCAAGCUGUGAAAGGGUGGUGGGUGGUAUUUUCCCUUCCCCCUUCAACCUUGAUAAUGAUUUUCUUCUUCUCCACACGUACAAAAGAAAGUCCCCGCGCGGGGGAUGGCUAGUCAGCUUUUAGUGUGUUUUGUUCUCAGUUUAGAUAUCAAUGUCGCGCUAGACCUGUAUAAAGGAUUUAAUAAAGUAAUUUCG
This is a messenger RNA of Pyricularia oryzae 70-15, 1968 nucleotides long. RefSeq names its product FAD binding domain-containing protein. The record is from RefSeq and is a predicted model, not a curated record. The coding region runs from base 283 to 1785 and encodes 500 amino acids. The transcript has 2 exons. Gene Ontology annotation, molecular function: FAD binding. NCBI's taxonomy places the organism in Eukaryota, Fungi, Ascomycota, Sordariomycetes, Magnaporthales, Pyriculariaceae.